Molecule: messenger RNA, 1272 nt
Organism: Microcebus murinus (gray mouse lemur)
Lineage: Eukaryota; Metazoa; Chordata; Mammalia; Primates; Cheirogaleidae
Source: RefSeq, a predicted model, not a curated record
ACCUUCUCAACAUCACACAUGCUCUUGUUUUCCCCCAAAGCACUGAUUCUCUCGAGGAGAGUUCACAGUUCACUCACCUACAAGGAGGGCCCCUGUACGCCUAGAUAUUUCCAUAGGCAUCCUCCAGACACUACAUCCCUGCAGAUUAAGAAUAGGAGUUCACUAGAAGUUAUUAAAAGAGGAGUAGCCUCGCAUGCAGAAACUUGGGAAGAGUAGCAAUAUUAUGAAAAGAGUUAAUUGAAGAAAUGGAACCUGCAAACUACACCAUGGUGACAGAAUUUAUUCUCACUGGUCUAUCCCAAACACGGGAGGUGCAACUGGUCCUAUUUGUUAUAUUUUUAUCCUUUUAUUUGUUCAUUCUUCCAGGGAAUAUCCUUAUCAUUUGCACCAUCAGGCUUGACCCCCAUCUGACUUCUCCCAUGUAUUUCCUGUUGGCUAAUCUGGCCUUCCUCGAUAUUUGGUACUCCUCCAUCACGGCCCCUAAAAUGCUGGUAGACUUCUUUGUGGAGAGGAAGAUAAUUUCCUUUGGAGGAUGCAUCGCACAACUUUUCUUCUUGCACUUUGUUGGGGCUUCGGAGAUGUUCCUGCUCACAGUGAUGGCCUUUGACCGCUAUGCUGCUAUCUGCCGCCCCCUCCACUAUGCUACCAUCAUGAAUCGACGUCUCUGCUGUAUCCUGGUGGCUCUCUCCUGGAUGGGGGGCUUCAUUCAUUCUAUAAUACAGGUGGCUCUCAUUGUUCGACUUCCCUUCUGUGGCCCCAAUGAGUUAGACAGUUACUUCUGUGACAUCACACAGGUUGUCCGGAUUGCCUGUGCCAACACCUUCCCGGAGGAGUUAGUGAUGAUCUUUAGCAGCGGUCUGAUCUCCGUGGUGUGCUUCAUUGCUCUGUUAAUGUCCUAUGCCUUCCUUCUGGCCAUGCUCAAGAAACACUCAGGCUCAGGUGAGAGUACCAACAGGGCCAUGUCCACCUGCUAUUCCCAUAUCACCAUUGUGGUGCUAAUGUUUGGACCAUCCAUCUACAUUUAUGCUCGGCCAUUUGACUCUUUUUCCCUUGAUAAAGUGGUGUCUGUGUUCCAUACUGUAAUAUUCCCUUUACUUAAUCCUAUCAUCUACACAUUGCGAAACAAGGAAGUAAAGACAGCCAUGAGGAAGUUGGUCAACAGGUAUAUCUUAUGUAAAGAGAAGUGAAAGAUAUAUAUUAUAUUUUAUAAUUCUCUUGAGGAGCAUUGCCCUAAAGUAGGAAGAAUUUGAAGUCGUAAUAAUGCUAUGUUCA